This is a messenger RNA of Arabidopsis thaliana (thale cress), 1777 nucleotides long. It is a transcript of the gene PAD3, whose product is annotated as Cytochrome P450 superfamily protein. Gene Ontology annotation, cellular component: membrane. The record is from RefSeq and is marked reviewed. The transcript is spliced from 2 exons. Bases 74 to 1546 code for a protein of 490 amino acids. NCBI's taxonomy places the organism in Eukaryota, Viridiplantae, Streptophyta, Magnoliopsida, Brassicales, Brassicaceae. Gene Ontology annotation, molecular function: dihydrocamalexic acid decarboxylase activity; iron ion binding; monooxygenase activity.
UAUAAAUAGAUUAUUAACCUAAGCUUGAUAGAGAAGACAGAACAAAAAAAAACACAAGAACAGGGCAAGGAAAAUGUCGGUUUUCCUCUGUUUCCUCGUCCUCUUACCCCUGAUCUUAAUCUUCUUGAACGUUUUGAAACCUUCGAAAUAUAAGCUUCCUCCGGGUCCAAAGAAGCUUCCCAUCAUCGGAAACUUACACCAACGCAGGACACUACAUCCGAGGAAUCGCCGUAAUCUCGCCGAAAUGUAUGGACCAGUGGCGCUUCUCCAAUACGGAUUCGUCCCCGUGGUCGCGAUCUCUUCGAAAGAAGCAGCAGAGGAAGUGCUAAAGAUCAACGAUCUUGAGUGUUGUAGUCGACCAGAGGCGGCCGGAAUGAGAGCAACUUUUUACAACUUCAAAGACAUCGGGAUGGCACCCUUCGGUGACGAGUGGAGUCUGAUGCGGAAGCUCUCGGUGGUCGAGCUCUUCAGCGUGAAAAAGCUUCAAUCUUUCAAGUAUAUCAUAGAGGAAGAGAAUAACUUGUGUGUCAAGAAACUCUCUGAGUUUGCUACGAGACAAUCUCCGGUGAAUCUUGAGAGAGCCAUUUUCACUUUAGUCGGAAAUAUAGUGUGUCGUAUCGGGUACGGGAUAAAUCUCUAUGAGUGUGAUUUCUUUGAAGCUGAUAGAGUCGUGGAUCUUGUGCUAAAGGCUGAAGCGGUCAUAAGAGAAACUGUGUUCUCUGAUUUCUUUCCCGGAAGAAUCGGUAGGUUCAUCGACUGUAUCUCCGGUCAGAACAGGAGAUUGAAGAAUAAUUUCUCGGUAGUAGACACUUUCUUUCAGAAUGUUCUUAACGAGCAUCUUAAGCCUGGAAGAGAGAGCUCUACUAUUGUUGACUUGAUGAUCGAUAUGAAGAAGAAGCAAGAGAACGAUGGAGAUGCUCUCAAGUUCACCACUGAUCAUCUCAAAGGAAUGAUCUCGGACAUAUUUGUAGCAGGGAUUGGUGGAGUCGCUGGCAUAACACUAUGGGGAAUGACCGAGCUGAUCAGAAACCCAAGAGUGAUGAAGAAAGUGCAAGACGAGAUUCGGACAACACUUGGGGACAAGAAGGAGAGAAUCAAAGAAGAAGAUCUAAACCAACUUCACUACUUUAAGCUCGUGGUCAAGGAGACAUUAAGGUUACAUCCAACAACUCCACUCUUGCUCCCAAGACAGACAAUGUCUCAUAUCAAGAUUCAAGGCUACGAUGUUCCUGCGAAAACACAGAUCUUAGUCAACGUUUAUGCGAUGGGUCGUGAUCCAAAACUCUGGGAAAACGCAGAUGAGUUUAACCCUGACAGGUUUCUCGACAGUUCCGUUGAUUUUAAAGGAAAAAACUACGAGUUUAUACCGUUUGGAUCUGGUAGGAGAAUAUGUCCAGGGAUGACAAUGGGUACCAUACUUGUUGAGAUGGCAUUGUUGAAUUUGCUUUACUUCUUCGAUUGGGGAUUGGCGAAGCAGGAGGAAGCCAAAGAGAUCAUCAAUGGGGAAGAAAAUUUUCUAGCCUUCUUUCAAGUUCUUCACCACUGAAUAUAUGGUUUGGUUCCUAUCAAAAAAAAUAUAUAUAUAUGGUUUUGUUAUGUACACUAGUUUCUAAGAUAAUAAAUGAAAAUUGUAUCUGCUUUUGAUUUAGUUUCAAUAAAAAUAAAAAGUGAUGAUCCAGUUGGAGUCAGCUUCUAAAUAUCUGUAUUGUUAAUGGUGGAACAUUAUAUCCAUAUUUUUAAUUUCAUAAUUAAUGUUAAAAUCUUUCACUUGUGUUUG